Messenger RNA from Triticum dicoccoides, 810 nucleotides. RefSeq lists its product as uncharacterized. The record is from RefSeq and is a predicted model, not a curated record. The transcript is spliced from 3 exons. Lineage: Eukaryota; Viridiplantae; Streptophyta; Magnoliopsida; Poales; Poaceae. The coding region runs from base 66 to 659 and encodes 197 amino acids.
CAACCCUUCCUCCCUAGCCGCCAGCCCUGCUCAUCCCCUCCUCCCCGCUCCCUCCAUCCUCCCCCAUGUCGCCGCCCCUCUUCUCCCCGCACGCCUCGGCCGCCUCCUCUCCUCCGCCGUGUCGUCGGGCCCCUCCCUCCUCCUACCUCCUCCUUCCUCCUCUCAGUCCCGUGCCAGCCGCCGCCCAAACCCUAGCCCCCGUUUCCCUCGAUCCCAACAGUAAUCGCAUCCACAGCCACCUUCUCACAGCCGCUGCACCAUUCCUCCCUUCUGCCCCUUCCUCCUUCCCGGAUCCCCACCACAGCGCCGACCUGCAGACAAAGGGCCAGGCGGUGGUGCGCCCGCCGGAUCCGAGGCGCGUGGGAGGGCAGCAGUGGCGCGUCGAUCAGAUCGAGAGCGACCCCGAUGGAGGGGAAGGGACCGGUAGGCGCGUGCAGGCGGCAGAAGCUUGGGGGAUUGGGGAGAUGGCGGCCAACCGAGUUUCUUCGACUGAUCUGGACAUGGCCAUGGCAGCGCACGCAAGGGGCGGAGGCGAGCGACCCUCUGGAGCAACGCACAUCGACAGACCUGAGUGCGUGAUGUGCAGCAGCAAGACUACUCAGGAUAGAGAUGAUAUGAAUGUGAGCAACAAAGUUAUUUACUCGGGAAUGCCUUGGUAGGUCUCUCUAACUAUUCAGUUUCAUCCACAGGAUUAACAUUUCUUCAACUUGCUCUCCUCCCACCUUCAAUUUCUUUAAUUUUUUUGUAUUAGCAAGUAGAAACCGUAGCUUGUUUGAAUUAUGUGAAGUGCAUCCAUGUAACAGUUGCCUC